GGUAUCGUCCUCCUGGCAUUCGGAACCGGGCAAGACGCGUUACUACGGUCGAUGACGACGGACAUGGUUGAUCCAAGUGAGAUCAGCGUCGUGUACUCCGCGAUCACAAUGUUGAGAGCGAUCGGUGGGUCGAUCAGCGGACCAAUAUAUGCUGGACUAUACGUAAUGGGCAUGAACCAGAAAGGCGAAGGCUGGCUUGGACUGCCGUUUUUGUUUGCGGGCGCGCUUUUCGUUGUUGCCCUAAGCCUAUUGUCAGCGAUAACAAAUCCUGAGGAGGGGGGAUAUGAGGCCAUAAGCGAUGUGGAGCGUGAAGGCACGCAAUGACCAUGUUGCGAGGUUGGUCUAAAGCUUUGAGAGGAAAAGAGAAAAGGAACCAAUAUCUCGGCUCUCGGCGUCCAAAUGUUGUCAAGGUAGAGCAACAUCAAUGGUUUUGCUCCUAAACAAUGGAUCACAAGUUCAUCUAGUACAUCUGUGUUUGACAUAAGUGAAUCUAGUUGCCGUCUCAUCCCUUCAGUAGUAGCUUCAUCGACAACUUGAACGCAGGGCUCCCCGUUCCCGUUUUCGCUAGGUGUAUUCAUCUCAGCGUGCACCGUCUGGCAAUGUAUUACUUGUGUCCCAUAAGAGGCAAAGAUUGUGCGGUCGAUGGACUUGUUGA
This is a messenger RNA of Dothidotthia symphoricarpi CBS 119687, 655 nucleotides long. RefSeq lists its product as uncharacterized. The record is from RefSeq and is a predicted model, not a curated record. NCBI's taxonomy places the organism in Eukaryota, Fungi, Ascomycota, Dothideomycetes, Pleosporales, Dothidotthiaceae. The transcript has a single exon. Bases 166 to 324 code for a protein of 52 amino acids.